UUUCACUCCCCAGCACUCAACAUCUUUCUCCUUUCUUAGAGAGCUUGAAGAGCCAGAGAAUGAGCCAGAGGAAGGAAUUUGGAGAUGGGUUUGAUCCAAGAAAGCCUCACUUCUUCAAGGUGAUUGUUGCUGACACUCUCCGAGACAAGAAGCUGAUGCUGCCUUCAAAGUUUGUGAGGGAACAUGGGGGACCUUUGUCCAGCCCUGUCUCCAUCGAGGUCCCGGGUGGGAUGACGUGGCAGAUCCAGAUGGUCAAAGCAAGGACCCCAAAUUCUGACAAUGGCGGGACCAAGAACGUGUACUUGGUCAACGAGACAUGGCAGGAAUUUGCACGGCAUCACUCCCUCAAACACGGGCACUUUCUGGUUUUCCAGUACGAGGGCGGAUCUCGGUUCUCUGUCGCGAUCUUCAACGGCACAAAUGGCAUGGAGAUCGAGUACCCUGUAGUUAGCAGCAGCAGCAGCAGCAGCGAGUUCACCUCUGUGUACCCUUUCUUCGAAGUUGUUGUCACCGAGCCUCAUUUGACCAAAUGCAACAUGGUAACAACAAAAAGUUUUAACCUUUGGAAAGUUUUUGACCUCUGGCGUUGUUGUUUUUUUUAGCUUGAUG
This is a messenger RNA of Linum tenue, 609 nucleotides long. The record is from the annotation of a GenBank genome assembly. Lineage: Eukaryota; Viridiplantae; Streptophyta; Magnoliopsida; Malpighiales; Linaceae.